GUGUGUCCCAGUUUUCUGAUCAUCGCUCAGCCAUAGGGUUGGGACUGAGGCUGAGGCUGGACUGCCUCAUCCAGGAUGGAGAGCCUGACUUACAGACGCUCUCCCAUCUCCUCCGGCCUCCCUCUCCUGAGCUACAGACUGCUGGUUCUCUGAUUAAGAACAGGGGGAGGCAUUGGCCUAUAUAACCUACAGAUGUGACCUUUUAGGUACACUUUAUUUGCCUAGCUGGGUAGAGGCUUUUGGAGGCAGUGAGCUCAGGUGAGGAGCAGCAAAAAGGUGUCCGAGGGCACUCUUUGGCUGCGUCUACCCCCAGGCCGGGGGUGAAGGGAGGCUGGCUGGAACGUGCCCUGCCGCAAGCCGGGCAAGGAUGAGGCGUUUCCUGAGCAGAAAGGGCCGCUUCUCCCUGCGCCAGAGCAAGUCCGGGACCCGGAGUGCCUCCAAAGAUUUCUACCUCGGUCUCCCAGCCACCAAUCAGAACUGGCCAGAGGCGUUUGGUUUCCGGCUGGGUGGCACUGGGCCCAGCUACAUCUUAUCCGUGGUGGAGGGCAGUAGCGCCUACCUGGCUGGCCUGCAGCCCGGGGACCAGGUGGUGGACAUCGAGGGCCAGGAUGUGACCAACCUCAGCACACCGGCGCUAAUCGCCCUGGCUCAAACCCUCAAGACUGUCCCACCCAGCAUCGGAGUGGUGUCACGGAUUGAACAGAUUGACAUCACCCCUGGCCCUGAUGGCCGUUUCGGAUUCACCAUCGUUGGAGACAGCCCUCUGAUGGUGGAGGACUGCAUGCCCAACGGUCCGGCCGGUCGCAGUGGCCUGAAGGCUGGGGACUACGUCAUGGAGGUCAACGGCAUCCCAGUGAAGCAUCACGAAACAGCAGCGGCCAUGAUCAAAGCAGCUCAGGGCCGACCUCUGCGUCUGGGCGUGCUCAGUAUGGCCCGGCGACCCAAGCGGCUGAGCAGCAGCAUGAGGGUGCUGUCACAGAGCGGGGACAGUGUCAGGGAGAGUCGUGCCCACAAAGCCAUGGAGUUCAAUAAGAAGGUGGAGGAAGUGCUAGGAGAGGAGCCAGAUGUGAAGGAACAGCUGUUUGAGGUCCUGAAGCAGUACGCCGCUGAGAGGGAUGUGGAGAGUCUGGCCGAGGCCCUGCCUGAUAUCCUGAUCACGGAGGAGCAUCAGCAGCUGAUUGACAGCGUCAGGAUCUUCAUUCCCAAGAAGCACCGGGAGCGUUUUGACGAGGUGGUUUCCCAGAGCCUGAUGAGCCGGCUCAAGGGGCGGAGCUUCAGUGACCCUAGCCGUAACCGCCUUCGCCGCAGCCGGAGUGAGGAUCACCCUGAACGCCUUCUGGUCUCCACCCGCGCCAGCUCAGUGCCACGCACCCACGCAGAGGAAGGCGUGGUCCCCCCCGCCCGCGGCAUGCGAAAGACCACCUCCCUCAUAGCCGGCCACUCCAGUGGCACGACCACCAACUGCAGGACAGUGAGAGUGUGCAAGGGCAACAUGAGUUUUGGCUUCACUCUUAGAGGCCAUGCUCCAGUGUGGAUCGAUUCCGUCAUCCCUGGCAGCCCAGCAGACAAGGCAGGUCUAAAACCAGGAGACCGUAUCCUGUUUCUCAACGGACUGGACAUGAGGACCUCCUCCCACGAGAAGGUGGUGUCCAUGCUGCAGGGGAGUGGUGCCAUGCCCACUCUGGUAGUGGAGGAUGGUCCACCUACUUUCACCCUGGCAGAACAGGACCUCGCAGGGGGUGGUGUUCCCACAGAACGCGCCCGUUCCCCUGCGCUCAGCUCCCUGCAGUGGGUGGCAGAGAUUCUGCCUCCCAGUAUCAGGGUUCAGGGCCGCACCUUCGGACAGCAGCUGGAGCACCUGCUGACCAUCCAGGAGAAGUAUACUAUCUGCAAGGCGUUGGAGAACUUCUUCCAGCACAGGAAUGUUGACACUCUGAUCGUGGAUGUGUUCCCGGUGCUGGAUACUCCAGCCAAACAGGUGAUCUGGCAGUUUGUUUACCAGUUGCUGACAUACGAGGAACAGGAGCACUGCCAGAGCAAGAUCUCCCGCUUCCUUGGAUACAAACCACCAGUUCCACCACCACCACCACCACCUCCCCCACCUCCGGAGCCUGAGGUUGCCCCUGAACCCCACCGCCGUAGCAGCUCCAUGAGGGUAACAGGGACCACGUACAGGAGCAGUGUGAGGGGACGUAGCUCUGAUGACCUGGUCAUUGGCACACACUUGGGCAUGGGCUUCCGUGCAGAGCCAGUGCUGGAGACAGGGAUGAGGUUGGCUCCAGGAGAGAGACAGUCAGGAGAUGGUACCUCCCUACCUGAGACUCCUAACAAUCUCACCAAUCUGUCAGCAGUGUACGCUGAACUGGAGAACAUGUAUUCAGCCAAGAGGUCCAAGUCUCUGAAGAGCCGCCCUCCUCCUGCCCCUGAGAGCUUGCUGGAUCUGGAACCUCCUUCACGCUCAGCCUCCCCUACAAUACAUGCUAACACAGGUAGCCGUAAAGGCCCCCCACCCCCUACAUCCUGGCCGGAACCUCUCCCUAGCCCCCCUGCUUCCCAGUUCUACCCAUCAGGCUUGACAAGCCAGACCAGUGGAGAGUCUAAUCCCUACAUCAGCUUGGACAGUCCCCCACCCUCACCUCCAGAGCCUGUUGAUUUCCCAUCUAGUCCCCCAGCCCAUCGCAGCAGCAAGCGACGCUACACCUUCUCCAAACCACCCCGUUCAGAAGACACAGAUCGCUUUCUGGAUGCACUGAGUGAGCAGCUGGGACAGAGGGUGGCCAUCAUUGAUGACUUUCUGACUCCUGAGAAUGACUAUGAGGAGGAUAUUGUGCAGAUGGGCUUCCCAGAUGAGGAAGAUGAGGAUAAUGAAGAAGAGUUAGUGGUGGAUGAAGAAGAAAAUGGAGGAUUUGUGGCCCCAGAGCUGAGCAGCCCGAGUGACGUUCAAAGCAGCAGCGGAGAGGAGAAUGCCUCCUCACUCACUUAUUCCUCAUCCUCUGACCACAUCCCCCCUCCCCCGAUGACUCCUCCUCCACCCCCGCCUGUUCAGUUCAAUGACCCGCCUCCCCCACCUCCAGCACCUGCACAGGCUCAGCCUCAGCAGCAACAGCAGCAGCAGCAGCAGCAACAGCUUAACUACACCCCAGAACAUUCCCCAAGAACAUAUGUGCCCAUUCGCCGGAAAUCUGGACCCCCUCCACCACCUCCACCCCGCAGUAACCCACCACCUAAACGCCACUCUCUCCACAAAGUGCUUCCCACAAAAGAGGACUUACAGGUUCAUGCUACCAUACAAGAGCUAAAAGCCUACCAAGAGCAACAAGUAUACCAGGAGAGACAAGUCUAUGAGGAGCAACAAGCAUACAAGGAGAGACAAGUCUAUGAGGAGCAACAAGCGUACAAGGAGAGGCAGGCGUAUGAAAAACAGAAAGCCUUUGAAGAACAGCAACUGUUCCAGGAGCAGCAGGCCUACCAGGAACAACAAGCCUAUCAGGAGAAAAUCUUCAAAGAGAGACAAGCUUAUGAAGAGCAGAAAGCAUAUGAGGAGCAAAAAGCUUUCGAAGAGCAACAAAUGUACCAGGAGCAACAAGCCUAUCAAGAUAGACAAGUAUACGAGCAACGUCAAGCCUACCAGGAACAAAAAGCGUACGAACAGCGUCAAGCCUACAAGGAGCAAAAAGCAUUUGAAGAGCUCCAAGCCUUCCAGGAGCAAAAAGCCUAUGAGGAGCGUAAAGCUUAUGAGGAGCGCCAGGUCUACGAGGAGCGCCAGGUCUACGACGAGCGCCAGGUCUACGAGGAGCAACAAGCGUAUCAAGAGCAACAGAUGCAACAGAUUUACCAGAGUCACCACUCGAUGCCUGCCCAGCCAACACAGCCGAAAUCCCACUCACCACUUCCCCUCCAACAACUGCACCAGUCCUUACCCCCACUCCCCUCUCCAGACUCCACCCAUCAACACGCCAACCAUCCCCUCUAUAUGAUCCGCCAAGCACAGCAGCAACAGGCCCACCAGAGCCAUCACCACCGACGGCAGUCUCGUUCAGCCCCUCCUCCACACCAGCCGUCACCCCAACCGACAGCCCACCCUAGUCAACAAGGUCAGUACGCUGAGGGCAUCUACCAAAGUCAUCAGGGCCUGAGAUCCCACCCUCACCAUUCUUCAGCGGAGAUGCUCCACCAGAUGCACCAAGCCCCAGCCCAUCACUCCUCUGCCGAGAUGCUCCACCAGUUGCAACAAUCCCAGGCCCACCACUCAUCUGCUGAGAUGCUCCAGCAAAUGCAGCAAGCCCAUGCCCACUACUCAUCUUCAGAAAUGCUCCACCAGAUCCACAAAUCCAAGGCCCAUCAUUCUUCAACAGAGCUUCUGCACCAAGCUCAGCAAAUGCAGCAGAUGCAGCCUCACCACUCCUCAACAGAACUUCUCCAUCAAGCUCAUCAGAUGCAUCGGGGUCAACCGCACCAUUCGUCCACUGAGCUGCUCCAGCAAAUGCACAAGCCCCAGGCCCACCACUCCUCCACAGAGCUGCUCCAUCAAGUCCAUCAGAUGCACCAACCCAAGCCCCAUCACUCCUCCACGGAGCUUCUGCAUCAAGCCCAGCAGGAGCCUGCCUCCCUCCCAGUUCAACUAAAACGGGACAGCCACUCACACCAGAGCCGCAGAAGUCUCAAAGGUCAUCAUCAAACCCAAGUGUCACCUCAAGGGAGACACCAAGAGCAGCAGAUCCACCAAACCCAUCACCCCCAGCCCACCAAACCCUCCCCCCAGAGACCCCACUCUAUCCAGCAGACCCACCACCACGCCAGCACCCCUCAGAUCCACCACAUCCACCACAUGACCCCACAGCCCCCUCCGCAGGAUUACCAACACCAGAUUCAUGUCAUCCACCCUCCCCAGCAGCCCCACAGGCCCCAGCCUCUUCUCUCUACCUUUCAGCCCCUUCAGCCGCAUCAGCCCACCCUCUCCACUUUCCAGCCCCUUCCCCAACACCACCAAUCACCGCACCAAGUCCAGCCCUCCGCCCAAGCUGCCCGUCCACAGUCGCAGCCCUCACAUCACCUACUGCAGUCCCAACACCAGCCGCAAUCCCAGUCAUCCCACCAUAAACAAUGCCACAGCCCGAGUCAGCCUCAGUCCCUCCCCCACUCUCUGUCUGACCCCACAGAGCACCACGAGCCGCCUCCUCCUCCACCCCUGCCCCCACCCUGUUCCCCUCCACCAUUGCCAAGGCCCAGUCUGUCCAGGAUGGACUCCAACCACAUGAGUGUGAAGAGGCUGCGCUGGGAGCAGGUGGAAAAUUCAGAGGGGACCAUCUGGGGACAGCUGGGAGCAAAUUCUGACUAUGAUAAACUGCAUGACAUGGUGAAGUAUCUGGAUCUGGAGCUCCACUUUGGGACACAGAAGAGCUCAAUGCCUGCUCCAGAGCCAUCCCUCCAGUCAGAAACCUUCAAGAAGAAAGAUGUGAUAGAAAUUCUGUCCCAUAAAAAGGCUUACAAUGCCUCCAUCCUGAUAGCCCACCUGAAGCUGUCUCCUGGGGAGCUGCGUCAGGUGCUGAUGAACAUGGCCACUGAUAGGCUGGAGCCAUCACACAUCAAACAGCUGCUGCUGUAUGCCCCCGAUGCAGAGGAGGUCAAAAAGUACGAAGAGUACAGGCAGGACCCCAGCAAAUUGAGCGAACCAGACCAGUUUGUGUUGCAGAUGUUAUCAGUGCCAGAGUACAAGACGCGCCUCCAGAGCCUCCUCUUCAAGUGCUCUCUACAGGAGAAGACAGAGGAGUUGCGGGGAGCAUACGACUGUAUCUACAAGGCCUCCAUGGAGCUGAAGACCAGCAAGAAGCUAGCCAAGAUACUAGAGUUUGUGCUGGCGAUGGGAAACUACUUGAAUAACAGCCAGCCUAAAACCAACAAGACGACAGGCUUCAAGAUCAACUUCCUAACAGAGUUGAGCACAACUAAAACAGUGGACGGGAAGUCGACAUUUCUGCACAUCCUGGUCAAGUCGUUAUGUCAACACUUUCCUGAUGUGUUGGAUUUUUCCAAAGAUCUAACCAUGGUUCCUCUUGCAGCCAAAGCAGUAAACCAGAGGACUAUCACGUCAGAUCUGAACGACCUUCAUACAACCAUCCAGGACAUUCGCUCAGCCUGUCAGAAGAUGCCUGCGACUGCUGAGGACCGUUUUGCUGUUGUCAUGAGUAACUUUUUGGAAAACAGCCACCCAGCACUCCAGUCUCUGGAGUCCCUGCAACAGAGAGCGAUGGAAGAAUUCAGCAAAACUGCCUCUUACUUUGGAGAAGACAGCAAAGCCACCAACACAGAGGCCUUCUUUGGUAUCUUUGCUGAGUUCAUGAGCAAGUUUGAGAGAGCUCUUGGUGAUCAUCAGGCUGCAGAAAACCUGAAGAGCCCCAGGAGUCCACGAAUGGCUUCCCCACUGGCCUGGUAACACACACACAUAUAUAUGGACAUGCCUACAGUUAACACAGUAUACAUAUACACAUACACACAAGUGUUCACAUAUUUAGUGUAUACAUAUUCUGUACAUACAUGGGACAAAUGCAAACACACACACCUUACAGUGCACAUUUCUGAGCAAAAAAGCUAUUUUUAAGUGUUGUGUAUGUGUGUGUGUUUUUGGUUACAUCAAGGGAGACAGAAUGUCUUUUGCAUCAAAGAUGGAUCAUUUUGCAUUCUACCAGUGGUGUAGUGUAUGGGUCCUUUUCAAAAUAAAUCUAAGUUUUGUCGAAGCUUUAAUGGCUGAGACUUCUACAUAGAACACAAUCUUGUUUGGCCGUCAAGAUAUCUCUACUGUUUAAAAGAUAGUUACUCGGUAACAUCCUAGAGUUUAAGUUUUCUUUCUUUAAGUUUAGGUCACCUGUAAGUGCGGUAUAACAAUUCUACAGUAAAAUCUUUGUGAUAAUGUCCUUGAAUAAGAUGUAUAUUUACAAAAACAUUUUAUCCUGAAAUAGAUGUUAAUUUAAAAUAUACCCACGUGCAGUCGGUGGUUUGGAGGAAACCACAAAAGCAGUUUUCCUGUUAGUUUACAUGUUCUGUAUUUUUGUAAGCGGCCCACCACUCUGAAUGUAAUAUAGGUUCUUUACUGACUUAAGUGUAGCUUAUUUUCUCAAGUAAAACUCACACACAUCAGCUUUCCUGAUGAUGGAUUGUUUCAUUUAUCGCAUCGUGCGUAUACCUCCAUUUCAGUGGAUUUUCUUACCACAUCAGUUGUAGCUUUAAGAACUUUUUUUUUCCUAAAUGGUGUUGAUCUUGUAUGAUACCUCAAAUGCUACCAACUUGUACAUAUGAGACAAUGUCAGUGAGAAGUUGGCACUUAACUUGAGUUUUUAAAAGACAAUUUUAACUGGAUCAUUUUUAAUCUGGCUCAAAUCAGUAAUACCAGAUUAUUGAAGUGGGAUUAUGUUGAUCUGACAGCGGGCAGUGUGCAAUAUAUCAAUGUUUAGCUGUGUUCCAGUGUUAGAUAUUAUAUUCAUUAAACUGUAACAGAGAUAUCUUGUGUUUUUACCGUACCGGAUGAGACUGAAUGUUAGUUAUUACACUGAGAGGACAGCAAUGUCAUUAAUGUCAGUGUAUGAGAUGCAGCAUUUGACAAAACCUUCAACUAAUAAUACAUCAUACCAGCUUCUGAGCUAUACCAGUGCUUUGUAAAACUUAAAGCUUAGUCCCCCUGUGAUAUUUUUAAAUGUUAAGGUUAAGGUUUAAGCUGUGCAGCUAGGAUAAGUUGUCUUCUUUUUUUUUUCUGCUUAACUUACAGAACCUUGAAAGAGUUGCUGUCCAUUUAAGGCUUAUAAAGUGUUAAGUCUGUAUUUUGUAUUGUGUCCUUACAAUGCUGACAAAUAUAAAGCGCCAUAUGAAAUCUC
Messenger RNA from Seriola aureovittata, 7865 nucleotides. RefSeq names its product glutamate receptor, ionotropic, delta 2 (Grid2) interacting protein, a (gene grid2ipa). The transcript has 23 exons. The record is from RefSeq and is a predicted model, not a curated record. Gene Ontology annotation, molecular function: protein binding. Gene Ontology annotation, biological process: regulation of DNA-templated transcription. The coding region runs from base 368 to 6433 and encodes 2021 amino acids. Lineage: Eukaryota; Metazoa; Chordata; Actinopteri; Carangiformes; Carangidae.